UUAAGGUAAUUGUUUUACUAAUUGCUUUUUUUUUUUUCUUGGUACCAGGGAUGGAACUUGGGACCUUGCGCUUGCGAGGCAGGUGGUGGAACCACUAAGCUAAAUCCCCGGCCCUACUAAUUGUCUUUCUUGCUUUCUCAGGUCUGAUGUAGGUCUGAGAAAUAAUGUAUCUUUUGUCCAGUCUCCAUCAUUUUUGAGUAAAUAUUUAGUUUUUGAAGGUACAGUAGAUGACUCUCUUGGUAUACUUUGUGUUCCUCAGCCCUGGAAUCAACAAUUUUUACGAAGUACCAUUGUUUCUUUAAUUGAAGAAUAAUAGUUAGAAAUCAAGAUAUUGCACUAGGUAGUCUCAAUGCUCUCAUCAGGCUCUCAUCUUAAUGAAAUUAUUAUUUCUGUAUGCUUUUUAGAAUUCUAAAGAAAGUAUUGGAGAUUCUUUCUAGAAAUGUACAAAGAAAAAAGACAAAAAAAUAGAAAUACAGCAAAGAAAUUAUAGUAAACAAGAAAAUGGGAGGAAAAUCUUGAAAGUAUACAAAAAUACAUGCUAUGAAAUUACUUAGUGUUCUUGCUAUAUAAGGUUUUUUGCGGCUAGGGUGUGGGGGGGGUGUUUAAUUUUGAGACAGGGUCUCACUAAGCAGUUCAGGCUGGCCUUGAACUCCUUAUGUAGUCCCGGUUGGGCAUGAACUCACAUGAUCCUCCUGCCUCAACCCCUCCCGACCCCCAAGGCUGGGGUGACAGGUGUGUGCCACCCUGUUUAUGACCUUUUGAUUCUGAGCUUCCAAGGCUGCUAGGCAAAAAGGGAGCUACAUCUGUGGGCCUCAGGGGAAUACAGACCAGUUGCUCAGGAGAGCAGCUGGGUUUGGAUUUAAAAAAUUUUUUUUUGAGACAAGGUCUUGCUUUGUUUUCAGGCUGGCCCUGAACUCACUUUGUAGCCCAGGCUGGCCUCAAACUCGUGGCAAUCCUCCUGCCUCUGCCUCCUGAGUGGUGGGAUUACAGUGUAGGCCACCUCACCCGGACCAGAGCAGCUGUUUUUGGUAUUGAGGUCAAGAGGAAAACUUCCUCUUGCCCCUCACCAAGAGGACAUUGUGUGGUAUAAACAAUGUCAACAACAACUUCCUGGCAACACUAAUGUUCCUGACAGCUACGAGUUUCUAACAAUUUCUUUUUUUGUACCUGGGGAUCGAACUCGGGACCUUGCGCUUUUGAGGCAGGCAGUGGAACCACUGAGCUAAAUCCCUGGUCCAGCUAUGAGUUUUUGAUGAUACUUCAGGUGUGCUUCAUUGUCAGCCAGAGCCAUUAAACCAUCACAGUUCAGUAAACAGCUCCCCUGUGGGUCAAAACAGUUCGAUCCUGGCUUACAGCUGUUUCAGCAGGUCUAGUUUCAAGGUAGGGUCUCAGCAAGGAACUAUACUUUUUUUUUUUUGUACCGAGGAUCAAACUCAGGUCCUUGUGCUUGCGGAGCAGGCGGUGAAACCACUGAACUAAAUCCCCAGCCCAGCCCCCCCCCCCUUUUUUUUGUACUGGGGAUUGAACUUGGGUCCUUGCGCUUGCGCAGCAGGUGUCAAAACCACUGAGGUAAAUCCCUGGCCCAGGAACUAUACUUUUACAGCAGUUCUUCCUAAAGAUUCUUCCACACAAAUGUCUGCCAGGCACCCAGCAGUAGAGUUUGACAGGUUCAAGGAAGAGAGGUGUUUUGCGAUACCAGUUAAAGGUCUGUCUGUAGGGUCCCUUGAAGACAGAAGGGCCCUAUUAAUUGCUCACUAACUUGUUUGUAGGCAUUUGUGGAUAGACAAAGUCCUUGUUCCAAAGGCUCUGUCAGCUUAUCUGUGUCUUAGGUAAAUGUCAGGUAAUUGGGUGUGGUGGCACAUGCCUAUAGUCGCAGCACUCUGGGAGGCUGAGGGAGGAGGACUGAAAAUUGGAGCCCAGCCUGGGCAACUUAGUGACUUAGGGAGACCUUGUCUCAAAAUGGAAAAGGGCUAAGGAUGUAGCUCAUUGUGAAGGUCCUGGGUUCAGUCUCCACUACUGAAAGAAAAAAAAAAAACCCGGGUAAUAAAUUAUAAGACACAUUUUAAUGCAAAAUAGUAUAUGAGCUUUUGAAAAGAGAUUGAGCCUUAGGGAUACUUCUGUGAUACCAACAGAAAACCUUAUUCAUUUAGUCAAAUUUAAUUGAACACCUACUAAGCAUCAGCAACAUGGUGAGUGUUGGAGGUCAUUGUGUAACCUGUUUUCCUUUAAUUAGGAUUUUCAUAUUCCCACAUGACCCCAUUCCCCAAUGGAGAAACGGCUAAAGACAUGAAACUGAAAUCUAAGUGAUUACCAUGAAGAUAUGAAGCCUGACAGCUAAAUAUCCAAUUUUGAGAUACAGAGAAAGAAUGGGGAGAACUCUAAUCCAGACAUGUUUGAGAUGUUCUCGGGAAUCCCCGAGGGGGACUGCGGUCAGCCAUCCGACAGGGACAGCGACUCGGACAGAGACUGUGGCCCGAAGAGGGCCCGGGGAGACGCUACCACGGGUGAGGACGCCAGGGAGGCGCCAGCCCAGGGCAGGGAGGUCGGCCAGUUCAUAGGCCUUCAGGGCACCUACCUGGGAGAGAAGCCCUAUGAGUGUACCCAGUGCGGGAAGACCUUCAGCCGGAAGUCCCACCUGGUCACGCACGAGCGGACCCACACCGGGGAGAAGUACUACAAGUGCGACGAGUGCGGCAAGAGCUUCAGCGACGGCUCCAACUUCAGCCGACACCAGACGACGCACACAGGGGAGAAGCCCUACAAGUGCAGGGACUGCGGGAAGAGCUUCAGCCGCAGCGCGAACCUCAUCACCCACCAGCGCAUCCACACGGGCGAGAAGCCCUUCCAGUGCGCCCAGUGCGGCAAGAGCUUCAGCCGCAGCCCCAACCUCAUCGCGCACCAGCGCACGCACACGGGCGAGAAGCCCUAUUCGUGCCCGGAGUGCGGCAAGAGCUUCGGCAACCGCUCCAGCCUCAACACGCACCAGGGCAUCCACACAGGCGAGAAGCCCUAUGAGUGCAAGGAGUGCGGCGAGAGCUUCAGCUACAACUCCAACCUGAUCCGCCACCAGCGCAUCCACACGGGCGAGAAGCCCUAUAUGUGCCCGGACUGUGGGCAACGCUUCAGCCAGAGCUCGGCGCUCAUCACGCACCGCAGGACGCACACGGGCGAGAAGCCCUACCAGUGCGGCGAGUGUGGCAAGAGCUUCAGCCGCAGCUCCAACCUGGCCACGCACCGCAGGACCCACCUGGUGGAGAAGCCGUACAAGUGCGGGGUAUGCGCCAAGAGCUUCAGCCAGAGCUCCAGCCUCAUCGCCCACCAGGGCACGCACACGGGCGAGAAGCCCUACGAGUGCCUGACGUGCGGCGAGAGCUUCAGCUGGAGCUCCAACCUCAUCAAGCACCAGCGCGUGCACACGGGCGAGAAGCCCUACGCAUGCGACGAGUGCGGCAAGAGCUUCAGCCAGCGCUCCCAGCUCGUGGUGCACCAGCGCACGCACACCGGCGAGAAGCCCUACCCGUGCCUCAUGUGCGGCAAGAGCUUCAGCCGCGGCUCCAUCCUGCUCAUGCACCAGCGCGCGCACCUGGGGGACAAGCCCUACCGCUGCCCCGAGUGCGGCAAGGGCUUCAGCUGGAACUCGGUGCUCAUCAUCCACCAGCGCAUCCACACGGGCGAGAAGCCCUACAAGUGCCCCGAGUGCAGCAAGGGUUUCAGCAACAGCUCCAACUUCAUCACGCACCAGAGGACUCAUAUGAAAGAGAAAUUGUACUGAAGCCGCGCGGUGAAGGGAGGGGACAACUGCGGAGAGCAGGGGUCUGCAGUGCCAUUUGUUCCAAACGGUGGCAGGGUAUCCCCCCCCACCCCCCGACCAGUGUCUGCCAGGCUGGCACCUUGCUUGUCAGGAGUCAGGGCCCCUACAGUUCAAGAGCAGCAGAGGCUGGAAGGUUGGAAAGUGGGGUCUUUUUCUGUUACAUUCACGAUGUUGUUGGCCCUCUCUCCUAACUUUCUCUGCCUUGCUUUUCUCCUUGGUAAUGUUUCUUCAUGUGGGCGGAGUCUCCAGAGAAACUGGGCAUCUGUUCCUAGGGUUCUGGUUGGUUGGCUGCCACUUGGUUGGACUGAAGUGCCUUUGCCUGAGCUGGUGGAAUUCCUGGGCCCCCGGCUAACUGGCUCUGGUGUCUUAGGUGUAGGUUUUGGGUCAGGGUGGUGGGCCUUUUGCAAUCCUGUCAUCCACGUGAAGGGGAAGCCCUUUUCUAUUUCCAAAAAGUGUCAGGAAGUGUGUCCUGGUGGGAGGGACAGGGCCUGCUGGGAAUGGUGGUCUUUGGGCUUGCUUCUGGGGAGCCAGCUGCCAGUGGGCACCCUCGUUCCCUUGGGGUGCAGUGUACAGGGCAUGAGGUCUGUGAGCCCAGCUGCCCACUGUGUUAGUUGGGCUUCCUGUCAUCCAAGGUGACACAGCCCUGCCCGCUGCCCUCUCAGUUCUGAACACUGUACUCAUCUCAUCUCUGUUCUUGUGUCAUUAUUUUCUAUACACAGGUCUAGGUGUCUGGUAGCUUUUAGAUACCAAGAACAGGAUUUUUAAGGAAGUGCUAACUUUGAGGGCAGACAACAUCCCCUGGAGAGCUCUGGGCUUAAGUCAGGAGUUUGUCCUAGUUUCCUGUGCCAUCCUGGCUGCUCCCAGGGCUUUGUUCCGUAAGACAGUUAAGUCGGGAUGACAGCAGGUGAGGUGAUGGGUUGGUUAGGAGGGAAGAGGGGAGCAGAUGGGGUGUCUUGGAAAUAUGAAGCUGCUUUCUACUCAUGGGGCCUGGGUUUGGGGGGCCUUGAUGGAAGCUCCAUAUUGCCUAAUAAAAUGGAUUCCCUUUCUUUCCCUGAGCCUGUCCUCUAAUGUGUGUUAAAAACCUGAACUUAGGGCCGGGGAUUUAGCUCAGUGGUUCCACUGCCUGCCUCGAAAGCGCAAG
Molecule: messenger RNA, 4952 nt
Organism: Heterocephalus glaber (naked mole-rat)
Lineage: Eukaryota; Metazoa; Chordata; Mammalia; Rodentia; Bathyergidae
Biological process (GO): regulation of DNA-templated transcription
Molecular function (GO): DNA-binding transcription factor activity, RNA polymerase II-specific; RNA polymerase II cis-regulatory region sequence-specific DNA binding
Source: RefSeq, a predicted model, not a curated record